Molecule: messenger RNA, 312 nt
Organism: Sclerotinia borealis F-4128
Lineage: Eukaryota; Fungi; Ascomycota; Leotiomycetes; Helotiales; Sclerotiniaceae
Source: the annotation of a GenBank genome assembly
AUGGCAGAUCAAAUUCUUGACCAGGUUCGGGACCUUGCUGAAGGCCAAAUUGACUUUGAAGGACAAAGAUUGGCCGAAUUCUUGACAACAGCUUUACUAGCAAUAUCCGGAGCCGUUGCUUUCUUCGUUGGCUUCUUCAAACAAGAUAUCAAACUUGCGCUUGCUUUCGGUUUGCUUGGAACGGCCUUUACCUUUGCCAUUGUUGUGCCUCCAUGGCCAUUUUUCAAAAGACAUCCCGUUAGAUGGUUGCCUUUGGGGGGAAGGGAUGCAUCGUCACCAGGAAUCGUUGUGGAUGGAAAGACUGUUGCUUGA